CUUGUUGCUUGUCAGUGUCCCUGCCCAGUCACAGCCUGGGGAGACCUGGAUCUUCAUCUCAGUACUGCCUCCCUCCCUCACUGGCCAUGAGCACCUGGUCUGACACGCCCUCUCUGUACCUCAGAUUUGGGGGCAAAAUGGGAUUUAUGCCACCAACCUCAUCUGGGACUCUUGGAAAGGACAGGGGUGAUGGAUGUGAAGUGCUGAGUGCUUGAAGGUGGCAGAGAGGGGAAAGCUGGUCAGCAUCAGGUCCUCGGACUUCUGGGGGAGGAUGGAAAAGCCAGUUGCUCUCUGGGCCAUGCCUAGGGAGGGCAUGGGGAAGGUCCCAGGACAGCUGUGGGGAAGCUUUUCUCUCUUCCCUUCGCUUCAUUCCUCUCCAUUCGGGAACAGAGCAAAUCCCUGGACCUUGCCAUUCAGCCCAGGCCUCCCUCACCUGGGAAUGCCCUCCAGCUACAAUCCAGGGCCUAGUCUCUCGUUGGCCUCAGAUUUGCUGUGGACCUAGGACAUGCCCUUCCACUUUUCUGCGCCCCGCUCUGUAGAAAUCUGCCCACAGCGCCUCUUCUGUGGGACCGUCGACUCAGCAAGAGGACAUGCACGAGAGCGCACAGUGUGCACGCAGGCAGGACAGUAAGGGACACCUUCCCUUCGUCAACACUCCUGCUGGUCGUACCUUCAGCCCUCCGUCCGACCUUCUGUAAUCUGGAGCUCCCCCGGCCACCCACGAACCACUCCUGUAUUGGCUGCAACCUGCCCGUAUUCUAGAAUCUUGUCCCCUCCUAUGCCCUCAUGGUUCUAGCAUCCCACCACAAUUCCGGACCAUCCACUCUAGAACCAGAGGGGUCCGCUGCUUCUCCCGAACAGCGCUGGCUUGCCCAGGUUCCACCAUCUGACUGGAGUCUACGCAGCCCCCACGAUGCGGUGGCGGGACCGGCUGGCUGUGCUCUUCUUCCCACAAGGCAUGGUGCUGACUGCGGCUGCCUUCACGCUCUUCUUCAUACACCUCGGUGUCUUUGCCAGCGACGUGUACAACUUCUGCGUCACCCACCACUAUGACCGCAUGAGCUUCCACUACACGGUCGUCCUGAUGUUCACCCAGGUGAUCAGCAUCUGCUGGGCCGCCAUGGGGUCACUCUACGCUGAGAUGACAGAUGACAAGUUUCUUCGGUGCUUUGCCCUGACCAUCCUAACACUAAAUGGACUCCUGUUCUUCAACCGCCUGUCCCUUGAGUUUCUGGCCAUCCAGUACCGGCAGGAGAACCACUGAGGCCUGAAGACUGGGUUGAGAAGGGGGAAGGAAAAGGAGGCUUCGGUGUUUUAAUAAAGUCUGUUGUUUAUUUC
This is a messenger RNA of Ailuropoda melanoleuca (giant panda), 1338 nucleotides long. It is a transcript of the gene CATSPERH, whose product is annotated as catsper channel auxiliary subunit eta. The record is from RefSeq and is a predicted model, not a curated record. NCBI's taxonomy places the organism in Eukaryota, Metazoa, Chordata, Mammalia, Carnivora, Ursidae. Bases 914 to 1264 code for a protein of 116 amino acids. The transcript has 3 exons.